UCCCUCGGGUGGUUCACAACGGCAAGUGGAGCCACAUCUGCCUCCGAAGGGGAGACCUCAGGCAGCGAAGGAACCACCGCCUCCAGUGGCACAACGGCAAGUGGAGCCACAACCGCCUCCGAAGGGGAGACCUCAGGCAGCGAAGGAACCACCGCCUCCGGUGGCACAACAAUCUCGGGUGGCACAACGGCAAGUGAAGCCACAACCGCCUCCGAAGGGGAGACCUCAGGCAGCGAAGGAACCACCGCCUCCGGUGGCACAACAGUCUCGGGUGGCACAACGGCUAGUGGGGCCACAACCGCCUCCGAAGGGGAGACCUCAGGCAGCGAAGGAACCACCGCCUCCGGUGGCACAACAGUCUCGGGUGGCACAACGGCAAGUGGAGCCACAACCGCAUCCGAAGGGGAGACCUCAGGCAGCGAAGUAACCACCGCCUCCGGUGGAACAACAGUCUCGGGUGGCACAACGGCAAGUGGGGCCACAACUGCCUCCGAAGGGGAGACCUCAGGCAGCGAAGGAACCACCGCCUCCGGUGGCACAACAGUCUCGGGUGGCACAACAGCAAGCGGGGCCACAACGGCAAGUGGAGCCACAACCGCCUCCGAAGGGGAGACCUCAGGCAGCGAAGGAACCACCGCCUCCGGUGGCACAACAGUCUCGGGUGGCACAACGGCAAGUGGAGCCACAACCGCCUCCGAAGGGGAGACCUCAGGCAGCGAAGGAACCACCGCCUCCGGUGGCACAACAGUCUCGCGUGGCACAACGGCAAGUGGGGCCACAACCGCCUCCGAAGGGGCGACCUCUACAGAGUCUGGUGAAACAACAGUGUCUAGUGAAACAACAACACAAUCACAAUCUACCUCUACAGAAUGCAAACCAGCUCCUGAUGAUAUUGCAAAAGAAAUUAUUGACUUGAAUAAAGAUCUAGGUGAUCUUCAGCUUCAAAUUGAAAUCACGACUAUGCAGCUUGUAAAUUGUUCUGAGGAUGCUGGGAAAAUUCAAGAAGUUAAGAUACUGUCAUCAAAUCUAGAAGCUUUAGUGACAGAGCUGAAUAACAUUAUUAGGAAGUUGGAGGAUCUUCAAGGAGGUCGUCGUCGGUUCCUUCUGUCAUCUUCCAUCUUGUCAAUGCUCAACUCUGCUGGUAUUCAAACCGAUGACUGCACUCUGACUGGAGAAUCACUCCUAACCUCAAUCAGGAACAUGGAAAGGAUGUUGAACACCCUCCAGAGUAGCCCUAUGGCAGACAGGACACAGGAAGAGUUAGCUUGUACAGCCCGGAAAAUGUUGGCAGCAUUCUCUAAUGUGGCCACUGGAACGGCAACACUCGCCGAAGAUGAAAAGGAGGAGGUGCAGUUGAUCUUGAACAACCUCAGUCAAUACAAGUUCAAGGAGUUUUCAAAGUCACUCGCUGAGAGCCAAAAAUCCAAGGAAGCUUUGAAGCGCAGCUUGGAGAAUCAUCUUGAGGAUCUGGCCAACAGGAAGAGACAAGUAGAAGAAGCUCUCGCAGUUGCCAGUUCUCGCUAGACAUCGCAUCUGGGCGAUGGCUUCCUAUCUAUCCUAAUUCAAUCUGGCAAUAGUCCAUCUUCAAGAAAACGUUGCUAACUGAAUUAUAGAGAGAAAACGACUCUUCGCAUUUAAUGAACUAUGAUGAAUGCCAAGUUAUUGCCAGAAACUCAAUUCUACGAUGAUGAUUGUGAUAAUACCAAAUUUGUGAUAUUCAAGAAUAAAUAAUGACUUGACGGGAA
Macrobrachium nipponense is the source of this 1745-nucleotide messenger RNA. RefSeq lists its product as uncharacterized. The transcript is spliced from 5 exons. Lineage: Eukaryota; Metazoa; Arthropoda; Malacostraca; Decapoda; Palaemonidae. The annotation marks the transcript as partial. The record is from RefSeq and is a predicted model, not a curated record.